This is a messenger RNA of Adineta steineri, 639 nucleotides long. The record is from the annotation of a GenBank genome assembly. Lineage: Eukaryota; Metazoa; Rotifera; Eurotatoria; Adinetida; Adinetidae.
AUGGGUAACGUUCAUCGUAAAGUUGAUUCUCUUGAUGAAGAUAUUGGGAAAUUAACUGAUCUUAUAGAUAUUAUUGGACGUUUACUAAAUGCUAUGUUACAAGAAGUACAACCAAAUGAACAAAGUAUAAAUGAACUUAAACAAAAAAUAUCGCAGUUACGCGAUGCUAUACAAAGCAAUUUUAACAAAAUACAAGAAAUGAAAACUAAUAUUGUUAAAAGCAAUGCUCGCCAACGUAUUAUUAAAAACCAAACAAAUCUUACUAAACGAUAUUAUAAUGCACUUACGGAAUAUGGUACAUUAGCGGUCAAGUAUAAAGCAAGUUGUAUAAUAAGAACUGCAAAUGAAAUGAUGCGUGGUCCAAAUCUUUGUGAUCCUUUUCCAUUAGAUGAAUUAAAGAAUAUUUAUGGAGAAAUCGAUGAAAAAAAACUUCGCGAAGAAAUCGAAAAAAGAAAAGUUUUCGAAGAUGGAUAUCCAUUUGUGAAUCGAGAAAGUAUGCUUGAAUUACAUAGUUUAAUUACUGAUUCUGUUGGUGAUAUUGAUAUAAUUAAUAAACAAGAAUCAGAUAACUUAACUAUUGAAGACCAUGUCAACAACGAUGCUAAUAUUUUAAAACUAUUCCGAUUGUUUUGGUGCUAA